Molecule: messenger RNA, 1596 nt
Organism: Entamoeba invadens IP1
Lineage: Eukaryota; Evosea; Mastigamoebida; Endamoebidae
Exons: 1
Coding region: 1-1596 (531 amino acids)
Source: RefSeq, a predicted model, not a curated record
AUGAGCGACAUAGAGAAGUCGAUACUACAGACCAUUGGAGACAUCGAGAAUAACUUUGCGCAAAUCGACAAGCUUGAUGCUUUGAUUCAAAAUUAUCUUGGAUCAAUACACAAAGACAAUUACAGGUCAUGGGACCAAGCGGAACUUGCUGUUUUUACAAAACGAUUAGAAAGUUACAAGCGCAAAACGAAGAGGAUGGAAUCGGGUGUUGCCAAGAAGCAUCAAGAAAUUGUGGACGCGUACAACCAAAAUGUUGGACUUGAAAAAGACCUAGACAAACAAAAUGAAAAGAUAAACGAAUACAACCGUUUAAUUCCUGGCGUGAAACAAUCGGCAACGAGGUUGGAACAAUCGCGAAUGGAUUACCUUGGAGUCAUGAAUCAGAUUGUCACUCUUUCCCUUCAAAAGGAAAAGACAAAAAAGGAACUCGAACGGGUGAAAAUGGCAAAUUCAAAGAAAGAUGACCGAAUCAAAGAAGCGCAAAAUCAAGCCAUCGACGUGGACAAACGACUCACCGAAACCAAAGAAAAGUUCGCAACAAAAGAAAAAACGCUUGCACAACUGAAAGAGGAGAAUGAAGCUGCUAAAAAAACGAUAUUGGCCUCAAUAGCUGAUCGCGAAUACGAAGAAGCGCUGACCGAAAAUUUGAAAUUCAGAAAUACAUUAAAACAACAGGCUGGGAAUAUUAAAAGAGCUGCACAAAAAUACAAUGAAGAGUUUCAAAGAUACGAUGAUGUCAUUGACGGGUAUGAAAAGAUAUACGCGCAACGAAAUGCAGAACUUUCACAACUGGACAAACAAAUCAAUGAAGCGAAAGAGAUGGUUGUACCUUCAUCAAUACUUACGAAUCAAUCAAACCCAAAAGAAGAAAUCGAUGCACAUAAAAAGGUGUGUGAAGAGAAGGAGUCGCAAAUAAAAAAGUUAAAAGCCGAGAUGGCUGAAAAAGGAAAGAGUAUUGUCGAUCCGUUGCAAGCUCAGGAUUUUCAAAAGUUAGUGAAAGAUAAUGUUGAGGACCCAGAAAGUGCAAUCUUGAGUAACAUUGAUGCUUAUGAAGCUAACGUGGAAGCACAGAAAAGAAACUCCAUGACAUCUACCGACAAAAUUUUGGCACUUUUGGAAACCCCGGGAGAAGAACUUCCUAUAACUAACGAUGAACCAGCGAAACAUGUGGGCGGCUUUAAAGGAAAGUUAAAGGUGUCUGAACAAACAAAAAAGCAAAUUGAGGAUAUGCUGAAAUAUUCGGAGACAAAACAAUUAACGACAAAUUGGCUUUCGGGUUAUAUGGGUGGUCAGGAUAAAGUUAAAACGGCCACAGCAGGACUCAAACGAUCUGCAUCAUUCAGUGGCUAUGUACAAGCAAUAAAACCGACUCUCCAAGUUUCGAAAAGUGUAGGAUACUCUAUUCCUUCAAACGUUCCAGAAAAUGUAAAACGCAUCUAUUCUUCUUUACAUCUGAGUAUCAAAAAAGUAAGCUUGGCUGAGGCAAUACGAUUUGUUAAAAUUAUCAGGGGACAAUCGCCAGUUUGUGGGCCGAUGAACAGUAGUGUCGAGAAGACCGAGAAAAGUGACUCUACACCAACACAAGUACUUAUCUGA